UUCUUCAUCGGUCACACGUCACCUCACCCAAAAGUGAGGUUAUAUUAAUGACAUUGACAGUUUGCUGAUGUGUUUAUAUCUCCGUGUCAAGUUUUCAAAAUUUUACAUAAAGCCCUAUAGUAAAUAAUUAACUAACUAUAAUAAUAAACAGCACACAAGAUGCCCUUAAGACUUGACAUAAAAAGAAAACUAACCGCAAGAUCCGAUAGGGUGAAGGCUGUAGAUUUACAUCCCACGGAACCCUGGAUGUUAUGUGCCCUAUACAGUGGGGUCGUAAAUGUAUUCAAUUUGGAUAAUCAGCAGUUGCUUAAGACUUUUGAGGUGUGCGAUGUGCCGGUACGAGCUGCCAAGUUUGUCCCGAGAAAGAACUGGGUUGUCAGCGGUUCCGAUGACAUGCAACUAAGGGUUUUCAAUUAUAACACCUUGGAAAGGGUUCAUAAAUUCGAAGCGCAUUCGGAUUAUGUGAGGUGUAUCGUUGUUCAUCCCACUCAGCCUUAUAUUUUAACCAGCAGCGAUGAUAUGCUUAUUAAACUAUGGAACUGGGAUAAAGCGUGGGCAUGCCAACAAGUGUUCGAAGGGCACUCCCAUUACAUCAUGCAGAUCGCUAUAAAUCCAAAAGACAAUAACACUUUUGCCAGUGCUUCUUUAGAUCGUACCAUCAAAGUGUGGCAAUUAGGUUCUCCUCAGGCCAACUUCACCCUAGAGGGUCACGAAAAGGGUGUGAAUUGCGUGGAUUAUUAUCAUGCAGGAGAUAAGCCUUACCUUAUUUCCGGAGCGGACGAUAGGCUCGUCAAAAUCUGGGACUAUCAAAAUAAAACGUGCGUUCAGACUUUAGAGGGUCACGCUGAAAACGUUACGGCCGUGUGUUUUCAUCCGGAGUUGCCUGUGGUACUCACUGGUAGCGAAGAUGGCACCGUCAGGGUGUGGCACGCCAACACACAUCGGUUAGAGAGCAGUUUAAAUUAUGGGUUCGAAAGGGUUUGGGCCAUAACUUGUCUGAAGGGUUCCAAUAACGUGGCUAUAGGUUACGAUGAAGGGAGCAUUAUGGUGAAGGUGGGAAGAGAAGAACCGGCGGUCAGUAUGGACGUUAAUGGUGGAAAAAUCAUUUGGGCUCGCCAUUGUGAGUUGCAGCAGGCUAACCUGAAGGCCUUACCGGAAGGUGCAGAAAUAAGAGACGGAGAACGUUUACCGGUAGCAGUCAAAGAUAUGGGUGCAUGUGAAAUUUACCCCCAAACGAUUCAGCACAAUCCCAAUGGUAGAUUCGUAGUGGUGUGUGGGGAUGGAGAGUAUAUAAUUUACACAGCGAUGGCUCUAAGGAACAAGGCCUUUGGUAGUGCCCAAGAGUUCGUUUGGGCACAGGAUUCCAGCGAAUAUGCGAUAAGGGAAUCAGGUUCGACGAUUCGCAUUUUCAAGAACUUCAAGGAGAGGAAGCAUUUCAAGCCGGACGCCUCUGCAGACGGUAUUUUCGGGGGUUACCUGCUGGGCGUAAAGUCAGUAGCGGGUCUGAGUUUUUACGAUUGGGAAUCGUUGGAAUUGGUGCGACGUAUUGAGAUUCAACCGAAAGCGGUUCAUUGGUCUGACAGCGGAAAUUUAGUGUGCCUAGCGACUGAUGAUAGCUACUACAUACUGUCUUUCGACUCGGAUCAAGUACAAAAGGCCCGUGAAAAUAACGAGGUAGCAGAGGAUGGGGUCGAAUCGGCAUUCGACGUUUUAGGCGAGGUUAGCGAAACGGUCCGGACCGGAUUGUGGGUGGGAGACUGUUUCAUCUACACCAACGCCGUAAAUCGGAUUAAUUACUUUGUCGGUGGGGAAUUGGUGACGAUUGCCCAUUUGGAUAGACCCCUUUACCUCUUGGGUUACGUGCCGAAAGACGACCGGUUGUAUUUAGUAGACAAGGAGCUCGGUGUAGUCAGUUAUCAACUCUUACUUUCGGUUCUGGAGUAUCAGACCGCGGUAAUGCGUAAAGAUUUCGAAACCGCCGACCGGGUGUUACCGUCUAUCCCGAAGGAGCACAGAACGCGAGUCGCACAUUUCCUGGAGAAGCAAGGAUUCAAGCAGCAGGCGUUGGCCGUGUCCACCGAUCCCGAACACAAAUUCGAGUUGGCCGUGGCGUUGGAGGAUUUAAACACGGCCAGGGCGUUGGCGGUCGAGGCCAACAAUCCGCAGAAGUGGAGUCAAUUGGGCGAGUUGGCUGCCAGCACUAAUAAUUUAGAAUUGGCUAAGGAAUGUAUGCAAAAAGCCCAAGACUACGGGGGUCUACUCCUGUUGGCCACCAGCGCAGGUGAUAAAAACUUGGUCGAAUACUUGGCGGAAUCCACCCAGCAGGAGGGCAAAUACAACUUGUCGUUCCUGUCGCAUUUGUUAUUGGGCGAUCUGCAACGGUGUCUGGAUAUUCUUAUUGAAACCGGACGGUUACCGGAGGCCGCGUUUUUCGCAAGAUCGUAUCUACCGGAUAAAAUAUCGGACGUAGUCAACCUUUGGAAGUUAAAAUUGGCGGAGAGUAACGAGAAAGCCGCGCAAAGUUUGGCCGAUCCCAAGCAAUAUGAAAACCUGUUCCCUGGUUUGGCCGAGGCUAUCGUCGCUCAAAAACAACGUGAGGGAAAAACCGGUGAGCAGGAGAUGGUGCCAACUGCCUCAAGAGCACCACCAACUGGCCCUGCAACACUACAAGAGGACGACGAUGACGAUAUAGAUCUAGACUUGGACGGUGUGAAUCUAGAUGACAAUAUUGAUACCUCUGACAUAAAUAUCGAUGAUGACCUGUUAAGCGACUAAUGCCACCUAUAGUCUCCGGAGUUAGUAUUACAAAUAUUAUAACGUUUAUGUUCAUUCCUAUUGUUAAGUAUAGAUUUUUAAGUAAAUUGUAUAAUAUUAUA
This is a messenger RNA of Anthonomus grandis grandis, 2876 nucleotides long. It is a transcript of the gene beta'COP, whose product is annotated as coatomer subunit beta'. Gene Ontology annotation, molecular function: structural molecule activity; protein binding. Bases 160 to 2775 code for a protein of 871 amino acids. The transcript is spliced from 15 exons. Lineage: Eukaryota; Metazoa; Arthropoda; Insecta; Coleoptera; Curculionidae. Gene Ontology annotation, cellular component: COPI vesicle coat. The record is from RefSeq and is a predicted model, not a curated record. Gene Ontology annotation, biological process: endoplasmic reticulum to Golgi vesicle-mediated transport; intracellular protein transport; retrograde vesicle-mediated transport, Golgi to endoplasmic reticulum.